Messenger RNA from Loxodonta africana (African savanna elephant), 1608 nucleotides. Its product is annotated as nuclear RNA export factor 2-like. Gene Ontology annotation, molecular function: RNA binding. Bases 26 to 1552 code for a protein of 508 amino acids. Gene Ontology annotation, cellular component: nucleus; cytoplasm. The transcript has 17 exons. The record is from RefSeq and is a predicted model, not a curated record. Gene Ontology annotation, biological process: poly(A)+ mRNA export from nucleus. Lineage: Eukaryota; Metazoa; Chordata; Mammalia; Proboscidea; Elephantidae.
GGGGUACGUGGUAUAUUAACCACUGAUGUGUCCGCAAAAAUUAUUUUUGUUGUUGUUCCCAAUUUCAGAAUACAACAAUGGUAGCAGCACCUCUCAAGGAAGAAAGAAUGGUCAGAGGUCUUUCCAAGGGAAUUGUGAUGAAAAUAUUCAUUAUGAACGUCGUGGGUAUGAGCUUUGGCGUUCGCACCUCCAGGAGGAUGAUGGAAACACAGCAAUGAGGGAAGCCCACGAGGACCUCCAUGUGAGACACACCCCCCCAACCACCCAAGACUACAAUAGAAAAGUAAGGUGGCAUGAUGAAGAUCGCAUCCAUAUUACUGUGUGGAGAGAUGGAAAACCUCCAAAGAGAGAAAUGGAGGAGAACGGACAGGAUGGAACCUCCGAGACCUGGUUCAAGAUCACAGUUCCUUGCGGGAGAAAGUAUGACAAGACUUGGCUACUGGAUUCCAUCCAGAGCCAUUGCAGUGUUCCCUUCACCCCGGUUGAUUUCCACUAUGUAAAAAUGCAGGCCCAGUUCUUUGUCCAGGAUAUUAACACUGCAUCUGCCUUGAAGAAUAUCAGCUACAAGAUUCAUGAUGAUGAGAACCAAAAGAUAUGUAUUUUUGUCAAUCACUCUAUUGUACCCCAUUCUGUGCAGAAUAAGUUGAAGCCAGAACAAUUGGAGCAGCUAAAGUUGACCAUGAACAAACGAUAUGAUGUCUUCAAGCAAGCUCUUGACCUCCAGAGCUUCCGCUUUGACCCAGACUUGGUGGACCAUGAUAUUGACAUGAUCCUGAAUCGAAGACACUGCAUGGCUAUCACCCUGAACAUCAUCGAAGAGAAUUUUCCUGAGCUCUUGUCCUUGGACUUGCGCAGCAACAAACUCUACCAGCUAGAUGGCCUGUCUGACAUUAUACAGAAGGCCCCCAAAGUUAAGAUCCUGAACCUGUCCAAAAAUAAGCUGAAGUCAGCAUGGGAGUUGGACAAGAUAAAAGGUCUGGAGCUCAAAGAGCUGUGUCUAGAAGGAAACCCACUGUGCAACAACUUCUCAGACCAUUCCGCCUAUGUGAGGGCCAUCCGGGAUUGUUUCCCUAAGUUGUUAUGCUUGGAUGGCCAGCAGUUAGACGCAUCACUUACUGUUGAAAUUGAAGUCCCUGAUAUAAUGAGACCCUGCAAGGAAAGUUAUAAAGGAUCUGAGACCCUAAAGAAUCUAGUCUUGCAAUUCCUGCAGCAGUAUUACUGGAUCUAUGACUAUGGUGACCGGCAGGGUCUUCUGGAUGCUUACCACGAUGAGGCUUGCUUCUCGCUGACCAUUCCCUUCAACCCUGAAGACCCAGCUCCAGUCAGCUUGGACAAGUACUCCAAGAGGAGCAGGAAUAUGAAGAAACGCAAGGACCCCAUCCUGCGGGUUCAGUUGCUGAAACACACAAAACAUGACGUUGUUGACUCCCUCAGUAUGUUGCCCAAAACCCAGCAUGACUUCAGUUCCUUUGUGGUGGACAUGUGUGUCCAGACGGAAAAGAUGCUCUGCUUUUCUGUCAAUGGGGUGUUCAAGGAGGGUGAGUGUCUGUAGAGCCCCUUUCCCAUGUCCCCCAAUUUCCUUCCCCCUGACGGGCUCCCUCUCAGAAC